AUGCAUACUCGGAACAUUAAAAAUAGGAGCAAGUGCAUAACUGUACGGAGGCUUAAUAAUCCAUGUCAUUUUAAUGCCCAAAGUGAUAAUAGGGGGUUUUGCAUUGCUGACUUAAGAGUUAUAUCAGAGAAUGCAGAACCAUGUGGGAUAGCAUCAUUAGAAGAGUGCCAUCAACUCGUGUCGCCUUCCUUUAUUCCUUAUCUUGAAACAGCUUUACCAUUAAAAAAUUUCAAUCCCUCAGCUGCAUCUUUUGGGGGUGCUUGGUUUUGGGAAGGGUAUCGGCAUGCACUCUAUGGGGAAGACAUUAUCUACGAUCUAAGUGGUACCGGCAACAGCCUCAUGGAGGAUAGUAUUGAUUCACAAAAAGAAUUACGAAAAGAAGUGAUGCUACAAAAAGGAUUAACCGACACCUCAUCAAACCAACAACCAAUGACUACAGAUCGAAUCGGUUUACAUAGCUCAGCGAAGCUCGAGAUAAUGUACGCGAUCGCGCUUUCGAUUGCAUUACAUGUAUCUCAGCAACCUUUACUAGAUCAAGGUGAGGGCCCGCACGCACUUAUUUUGUGUGCUGCUAAGUAUCAAUGUGAUGAGAUGACUUUCAUCCUUAAUCAGUUUUGCGCCGAGCUUCAUCUUGUGGUACACAAUCUGUUUGAGCCUUUCCCCUCAAUGCCCUCAUCCCAGCGGGCCGAUAUUGUGGUGGGUACCGCCCCUCUGUGGGAUAGCGUGGCAGAACUAGGAAAAGCAUGGGAUCGCAAAGGCUUAGAAGGGAUCAUAAGUAACAUAUAUGGUGGAAGUCCACCGCCUACAUACACUUUGAGUAAAUGGAGACCUUACACGAUCCGAAACGUGUCACAACUUGCACUCUUUGACUUGGGGUUGCAAAUUAAUGCUGGUUUCGGGCGCAUGUUAGUUCAAAUUCUCAGUCCAUGUAAUUCAAAUGCGGCACCUGUUUCUGAACUUCCACUUCAUUGCCAAACAUACUCAGUCCUCGGAGGUGAUCGUGCAGUUUACGAUGUCGAUCUCAAUUUUAUGUUGUUUGAGAUCCUUCGAAGCAGAGGAAAGCGGAAUAAAGAAAAAAUAUCAGAGAUAUCACUUCAGAGCUCAAUCUACUUUACGUCUCAGAUAAAAAAACGCCCUAGGUUGGAAAAAAACACUGUACAGUCAUCGUUUUCAUCUCGAAAGAUUCUAACAAGCGGUUUGUUAAUCAAAAACGCAGUGUCGUUUUCUCGACUCCUUGUCGACAGAAAUGCAUUUCAAGAUUUUGUUGACGGUAUUUUAGACAAGGCGACGCUUUUUUGGGAUAGUUUUGAUGUUUUACAAACAGUUGAAACCGAAAAGGACAGUGUAACAGUAAUGAAUAAAAGGUCAGAUUUGCAUUCUUAUGUCAAAUGCGUGUUAGUAUUUGUUUGCACAACAGACCUAGAGACUGGACUCCGUGUUAAAGAAAUGUGUACUUUGCUUAUUCCAGAAAACAAAGGCAAGUAUAAGAACGACAUGGCCACCGUGAAGCUCUCACGAUUUAGUCUUCUUUUUAGACAUCUGGAAGAGCAGUUAAAUGGCGAAUUGUUUGACGGCAGUGUUGUUUCAUGUGUGAAUCUUGAAGAUAGCUUAUUUCGUAACUACCACUAUGAGUUUGUAGCAAAUGAGGAUUAUACACUAGAUAGAGUGGAUCUCUAUCAAGGCUAUUUUAGUGUACUGAGUAUGGCACAACUCUUAUUGGCGACUUAUGUUGUUGAUAAGGAUGACGAAUACCUUAAGGAAACAUCCAGUGUAGAUUUCUUUCGAAAUAAUUCAUGGCUACUAUCGCGUUCGAACACUGAGGCUACAUUCGAUAUGUCGAAAUCCUUGGGCAAUGUGCUUGUGUGUAUUCCGAAUUAUGCGUGUAUAACUCCGGUACAUGUAAGGCACACUUUUACCGUUGUGGCGUUGCGAAAUUUGGCCGAAUCCAUAAAAGCCCUUUGCUACAGCCAAGCUUCAAUAAACAAUGAGGGGGAUGGCCAUGUGUGUAAAAAACCUUUUGCACUCUUUUUGUUAGAGGAAUGCUGUCAAUAUGGGCGCGUUAUCUCAUAUUACUGUUUCGAGCAGAAUGAAGUUGAUCAUGAGAAUGAUACUUGCAGCAUGGCCCCAACUAGUAAGCAAUAUGAGCAAAUUGCUGAAGACAACCUCAAAAAUAGUUUUAUUGAGACUGGUGUGAGAGAACCAAAAGCUUCCAUAGUGAAGCAGACAACACCAUCUGCAACAACAGCUACACUAUUUAUCGAAUUCGAAUCGCAUGAAUCUGCUCUAGAGGCUGUUCGGUUACUUCGUGUUCGUUUUCAUUCUUGCACUACGGAAAAAAACAGCGAAAAUUUUAUGAGUCCUCGAGUUCAUUUAUUUCGCAAUACCACCUAUUACGCCGGUGUCGAGCAAGACCUCACACACAAGAAUCAAUUACUGGCUGGAUUACAUGAGGAAUCAUCUGGGAACGAUAUGCUCGAUUUUUCUCUACUUGCUGAAUAG
This is a messenger RNA of Phytomonas sp. Hart1, 2499 nucleotides long. The record is from the annotation of a GenBank genome assembly. Lineage: Eukaryota; Euglenozoa; Kinetoplastea; Trypanosomatida; Trypanosomatidae.